Messenger RNA from Glarea lozoyensis ATCC 20868, 1194 nucleotides. RefSeq lists its product as uncharacterized. NCBI's taxonomy places the organism in Eukaryota, Fungi, Ascomycota, Leotiomycetes, Helotiales, Helotiaceae. Bases 1 to 1194 code for a protein of 397 amino acids. The transcript has 2 exons. The record is from RefSeq and is a predicted model, not a curated record.
AUGGCGGAUUCCAGCGCUACGAAAAGGUCGAGGGUUGAUGACGAUGAGGUGACGCCUUCGUCGAAGAGAUAUCGGAAUAGCGAGUGGCCAUUGCCGUCGACGGCUACGCCCCAAAGACCGAGUAAAUUCCUCGAAGGCUCCAUGAAUGACCGGGUUAGCAAGAAACCGCCCACGCCGUUUAUUGAACAGGAGCGACCGCUUUCUAUGAUCACGAAUCACUCAGAUGCGCCUCGACAGUCUGGAAUAUUCAAGUUUGGCAGGUCGAUCACGGCGGGGUUUAAUCCUGCUAAUUGGAAGAUUUGGUCGAAGACGCAACCGGCUGUUAGGGACGAGAGGACGGAGCAGCAGCGGUUGUGGGAUGCUCAGAAGGAGAUGGCAGAUAGGAAAUAUGAGGAGCUCAGAAGGUCCGGAUAUAUUCCUGUUAGCACCAAAACAACCCCAAAACGAGCUAAGCAUGACUCUGCAAUCUAUAUGAGCAACGGCCCUAUCACGCCUCCUCGACAUUCGGUCUCUGCUGCUUCAUCACCAGUUGGAGCUCAGUCAAAACAUCCCUCCCACAUGAAGAAGACAUUCGGGUCUAAAAAGUCCUCUCUCUCAAACAUGAAGAAGGCUUUCGGCGAGAGUGCUACGAGCCUGCGAGGUGGGGUCACAAAAUCAGUCAAGAGGAUUAGUUCAAGAAAAGACUUGACAAAGCAACAAAAGCUACAGGAGAAGUUGAGCAAGGCGGAAUACAACACUGAGAAAUAUCGACGCCAACUCGCGGAGUUGAUGGAUGAGUCCGACUCUGCUGCUCCCACACCUACACCUAUCACUGUGGCUCCUCCUCCAGCACCUCCACGUUUCGUCCCUAUACUCUCCUCGCUACCUUCUGAACGCCUUCUCGCUGGGUACAUAUCCGACGAUGGUGAGGAGGAUGAAUUGGAACAGGACACUAAUAUUGGCCGCGCCGUUUCUGUGUCAAGAUCCAACGCACCAGUCCGAAAAACAUCGAUCCCGCAACUCCAGAAGGAAAUCGAGGAGAAGAAACGACAACUUACUCCAAUCCGCAGCAGAAUCCACAUAAUCACCGAAGGCGGAGAUGUUCCACCCAUACCACGAUUACCUGAAAUGUACAAAGACAGCAAGGUCGCUGAACCGCAGAAAGGACUCCCGAGAGAUACCGAGUCGUUCGUCUGGGACCGGGAUACUUUUUGA